Molecule: messenger RNA, 1387 nt
Organism: Aspergillus alliaceus
Lineage: Eukaryota; Fungi; Ascomycota; Eurotiomycetes; Eurotiales; Aspergillaceae
Product: NAD(P)-dependent alcohol dehydrogenase
Exons: 1
Coding region: 409-1311 (300 amino acids)
Biological process (GO): D-sorbitol catabolic process
Molecular function (GO): L-iditol 2-dehydrogenase (NAD+) activity; zinc ion binding
Source: RefSeq, a predicted model, not a curated record
UCCCAUUUCACGAUUCAUUCUAUUUUACUAUACUUAAAAAACAUGGAGGUUCGUUGAGGACAUACAUACAGCGUGCGCGCUAACCCAUCAAACAUCGCCUGACUGGAUUAUAGAACCCUUCUUUCGUUCUGCGGGCAGUGAAAGACGUGGUCAUUGAGGACCGUCCUCGACCCGAACUCAAAGAUCCUCACGAUGUGUUGGUUCAUGUAUCUCAGACGGGAAUUUGCGGUAGUGAUGUAGGUUUUCGUGGUCACCUCCAUCUGCAACUAAACAAUAUAACCUUACUGGCCGUAUUCACCAGGUCCAUUAGUGCGUGAUUUCAUUCAGAACACAAACAACCGCACCGACCGUACUAACAACAAUAGUUGGCAACGAGGCCGAAUCGGCGAUUACGUAGUCACAGGCCCGAUGGUCCUCGGACACGAAUCCUCCGGGGUAAUCGUCGAAGUCGGCGAAAAGGUAAAGCACCUCAAGGCCGGCGAUCGUGUUGCGAUGGAACCCGGCGUCCCCUGCCGUCGAUGCGAUUACUGCCGGAAAGGCUCGUACCAUCUAUGCGGGGACAUGAUUUUCGCCGCCACCCCGCCAUGGGAUGGCACAUUGGCCAAAUACUACGUCAACGCAGCCGAUUUCUGCUAUAAGAUCCCCGACAACAUGGACCUGGAGGAAGCGGCGAUGACCGAGCCGGUUUCCGUCGCAGUGGCGAUCGCCAAGACCGCAGACCUCCACGCGCAUCAGACGGUCCUGGUUUUGGGGUGCGGGCCGAUCGGGGUGCUCUGUCAGGCGGUCGCGAAGGCGCAUGGAGCCAAGACGGUUAUUGGAGUUGAUGUCGUGCAGUCGAGGCUCGACGUGGCCAGGUCGUAUGGAGUCGAUCAUACCUUCAUGCCGCCCUGGGCGGAGCCUGGAGCGGACCCCAUUGCGCAUGCGGAGAAUGUCGCGGCCAUGAUGAAUGAAGAGCUUGGUCUUGGGGAUGGGCCAGAUGUUGUCCUAGAGUGCUCGGGUGCGGAGCCGUGCAUUCAGUUGGGCAUCUUUGCGGCCAAGAGGGGCGCUACGUUUGUUCAGGCAGGGAUGGGCACAGAGAAUGUGCUGUUCCCGAUUACAGCUGUGUGUACUAAGGGGCUAGUCAUCAAGGGCUCGAUUCGGUACCUCGCUGGCUGUUAUCCUGCUGCGAUUGAUUUGAUUUCGGGUGGGAAAAUUGAUGUUAAGAGGCUGAUCACAAACCGAUUCAAGUUUGAAGAAUCGGAACAAGCAUUUGAGCUGGUCAAGGCCAGACGACAGGAUGUUUUUAAGGUUAUGAUCGCCGGGGUGCUGUAGAGAGAAAUGCGCCAUUUAGAUCAAGCUAUGAGUAGCAUUGCAGAUAUUGGAAUAUGCAAAGAAUGUUCAUAUGCUA